Cloeon dipterum is the source of this 507-nucleotide messenger RNA. RefSeq lists its product as uncharacterized. NCBI's taxonomy places the organism in Eukaryota, Metazoa, Arthropoda, Insecta, Ephemeroptera, Baetidae. The transcript is spliced from 4 exons. The record is from RefSeq and is a predicted model, not a curated record. The coding region runs from base 62 to 469 and encodes 135 amino acids.
GACUCUGGAAUUCAAUAUUGGAGGUUGGGAAGUGGCCACGUACACGUCGUUCAGAGAAAACAUGAGAUCCAGCACGCUCUUUCUCGGAUUCAUCCUCCUGACGGGUGCAUUGAUUCACGCCUGUAGGCCGGACAAGGAGGGAUGUGAGUGCGACCUGUACUCAUACAAAUGUUGCGAUCGUUUGAAAUCAUUUGGAGUUGUUUGCGGCAAUGCAACAUUCUCCCAUGAAGAUCAGACCUUGACAUUCACCUUGGUGCACAACGACCAGGAAAUGUCGAAGGACACCUUAUCUGUUGACGCGCUGCAUGGCCGGCAUUGCAAAAAGGUGAGCGGAGCACGGGUUUGUGUUGACUUUUCUGAGAAGAAACUGGAGGGAAGGUUGUUGUACCUUUGCGUCGACAUUGAAGUCAAGGUUGCCUCCACAAUCAUUCAUACAAGCCACUUUUGUUUCACCGUGGGCGAGAAUUAGGGGGUCGAUUGAAGAAAAAUAUAUAACACUUUUGUACU